Trichophyton verrucosum HKI 0517 is the source of this 816-nucleotide messenger RNA. RefSeq lists its product as uncharacterized. Gene Ontology annotation, molecular function: rRNA binding; structural constituent of ribosome. Gene Ontology annotation, biological process: positive regulation of translational fidelity; translation. The transcript has 4 exons. The coding region runs from base 1 to 816 and encodes 271 amino acids. NCBI's taxonomy places the organism in Eukaryota, Fungi, Ascomycota, Eurotiomycetes, Onygenales, Arthrodermataceae. Gene Ontology annotation, cellular component: cytosolic small ribosomal subunit. The record is from RefSeq and is a predicted model, not a curated record.
AUGUCAGCAUCUCCAGAAACACCCAAAAAAACCUCGCGAACUUUUUCGUUUCUUCGUUUUCUUCCUGUUCGCAUCGACAAGUUCUGGUGUGCAGCUCAGCCUUCGACAACUAAUUCACCAUGGCUCCGUACGUUGAUGUCCCCCCGACGAAGAGAGAUGGAAGAGAUUGAGGGCGCUGGAUGCGUUGCUAACAUGUCUGUGUUCAUUGCAGGCGCGCAUACUCCAAGACCUACAAGGUCCCACGUCGUCGUAAGUAUUGAGCUAUUCUCCAAGUUGCGAUUUGAAUAUUCUGCAGGAAAAAAAAAUGACUCCGAAUUGAAGCUGGUCGGCGAAUAUGGCCUCCGCAACAAGCGUGAGGUGUGGCGUGUCAACCUGACUUUGUCCAAGAUCCGUCGUGCUGCUCGUGAGCUUCUCACUCUUGACGAGAAGGAUCCCAAGCGUCUUUUCGAGGGUAACGCCUUGAUUCGACGACUUGUCCGUGUUGGUGUCCUCGACGAGUCCCGCAUGAAGCUCGAUUACGUGCUUGCUCUUAAGAUUGAAGAUUUCUUGGAGCGCCGUCUUCAGACUUGCGUCUACAGACUUGGAUUGGCCAAGUCCAUCCAUCAUGCCCGUGUUCUUAUCAGACAGAGACACAUCCGUGUCGGCAAGCAAAUCGUCAACGUCCCAUCCUUCGUUGUCCGUCUUGACUCCCAGAAGCACAUUGACUUCUCCCUCACCUCUCCUCUUGGUGGUGGCCGCCCUGGCCGCGUUAAGCGCAAGAAGAUGAGAGCUGCCGAGAAGGGUGAUGACGAGGAGGAGGAGGAAGACGAGGAGUAG